GAAAAAACUCUGAACGAUGGCAGCGUUGAUCAAGGGUAUCAAAUUUGCAGCCCAAAUUUCCAACCGAAACCCUGCGCUGCUAUACACAAGUGUAAGAAACCAUGGGUGGAACAAAGAUUUCAAGCCUAGCAAAUUUCCUGAAACGGAAAAGGAACGUGAGACAGCUGCCAAAAAGUACGGUUUAACUGCCGCCGAAUACCAACCCUAUCCCGACGAUGGUCUCGGUUAUGGUGACUAUCCAAAGCUGCCAGAAGUGCCGGUAGAGGCGCGCGAUCCUUACUAUCCGUAUGAUUUUCCGGAAUUGAAGAGGAACCUUCAUGAUACACUCCACGCGGAAACUGACUUCUGGUCGGAAGAUCGAUUCGGCUCGGCUGAACCGCUACGCUACGAAAUGAAAACCUAUUGGCUAGCAUUUUUGGGUGUUAUGGCAGGUUGCCUUGCGGUUUACUAUUGGCUUGAAAAUUACAAAAUGUUCCGACCAGUGCUUGCCAAACAGUACCCAUACGAAGGCAAGGACCAUUACACUUUCGACAAGAAGUAGAUCCACAGCACGUUUGAUCGGAAACAUAGACCCGGUUAACCGAUUAGAAAUUGUCUUGAAUUUCCGGUUACAACAAUAACAGUAACUACACAUCCGGCGAGCCUGCGGUUCCGGACCUUGAUUCUGGUCAAAAUAACAUCGUAGAUUGCAACAAUUGUUUUUCGCGCUAUGUAAAUAAAAAAAUUACAAAGCCCA
Molecule: messenger RNA, 736 nt
Organism: Anopheles nili
Lineage: Eukaryota; Metazoa; Arthropoda; Insecta; Diptera; Culicidae
Gene: ND-ASHI
Product: NADH dehydrogenase [ubiquinone] 1 beta subcomplex subunit 8, mitochondrial
Exons: 3
Coding region: 17-541 (174 amino acids)
Cellular component (GO): mitochondrion
Source: RefSeq, a predicted model, not a curated record